Molecule: messenger RNA, 852 nt
Organism: Mycena indigotica
Lineage: Eukaryota; Fungi; Basidiomycota; Agaricomycetes; Agaricales; Mycenaceae
Product: Transcriptional factor IIA alpha/beta subunit
Exons: 5
Coding region: 34-852 (272 amino acids)
Biological process (GO): transcription initiation at RNA polymerase II promoter; transcription by RNA polymerase II
Cellular component (GO): transcription factor TFIIA complex
Source: RefSeq, a predicted model, not a curated record
UUGCCCCCAUUGCGGCGCGUCUUCGCCGCUGAAAUGUCGAAUAAAAUUGUGCCCGGGAUUUACCGGGCGGUUAUUGACGAGGUCGUUGCUGCAUGCAAACCCGAGUUUGAGGAGUACGGCGUUUCAGAGGAGGUCUUGAAUGAUCUUCAAAAGAGAUGGGAAGCCAAAGUAAUCGCGUCGCGUGUCGCUGAAUUUGAUCCGCCCCCGCAAGUCGUGGUGCCCCAAUACCCACCCCAGCCAGUACCACAUUAUCCACCUCCAGCUCAUCAUACUGCCAGUUAUAUUCAGCCUCCACCACUUCCACCACCACCAAUUAAAGCUGAACAUAUGAUCAAAUCGGAACCACUGGACAGCCGCUAUGCACUCAGUGCGCCACCUUAUACCCUUCCACCGCUUCCUGGGCCAAAGCUGAAUCUGCCACCACCAAGACAACCUCCUUCCAGUGGACAGCUGAACGUAUUGUCGUUCCCUACUGGACCCCAGUCGCGUUUACCGUCGAUUCCUCAAGUUGAUGGGCCUUCGCAUUCAGAUGACUCUGAUGACGAAUCUCCACCGCCGCCCUCAUUCGCGCCGCCUCGAGCGCUGCAUCCGUCAUUACCUCAGCCAGUUGCUUCUACUUCGACGUCAACAGUUGAAGACUCGGAAGCAAUUAACAGCGAUUUGGAUGACUCUGAUGAAGACGAUGAUCUGGAGGACGGGGCUGCGAACGUUGACAUCCUAUUUUGUACCUAUGAUAAGGUCGCUCGUGUAAAAAGCAAGUGGAAGUGUGUUCUGAAGGAGGGUAUGGUGCAUGCCAACGGCAAAGACUACCUCUUCCAACGCUGUACUUGCGAGUUCAACUUCGAAUUUUAA